AGGGAGCGAGACAGAGAAAGAAAAAGAAGAAAAUAGUGAUGGGUUAAAGGCAGAGAGGGAAGAAUUAAAAAAUGGGGGCAGGGAGCCAGACAGAGCGUGAUGGGGAGAGACCAAAAAUGGCAACUCUGGGCAACUGCCCCCGCUUCUUGAGCACUCCCCAGGAACUGCAUCACCGGGAGCCUCAAGGAAUGUGCUGCCUGCCAAAGCCCUGCCCUGGGCCCAGUCCUGUGCCCUAAUAUUGGUGACGAGCAUUGCCUUCAUAGUGGCCAGGACUGAGGGAAAAAAAGGACGGCUGGGGGGAAAAAUAUCACCCACUGGUUUUGGGGUUGUUCUUUUUUUUUUUUUGCUUUAUGUUUUUGCUUUUAAAAAGAAUACUAUUUAAGCUCUAAAUACAAACUGCAAGGAAAAAGGAACCAGGCGUACCAGUCUGGACACCUUUAUUCAACAGCUGCACCGACCACCACUCGCUCCUGCUGUACAUGCUCCACCGCCUGCCUGCAGGCUGGGUUAAAGACUCACCCAUUGAGAGAAGGCUCAGGACCAUGGCGGGCCCCGUGGCACUGCUUUCUGGAUCCCGUGGCAGCGAUGGGCAAAGGAACAAAUCCUGUCAAAUCCUGGGCCUGGGGAGACCCAGUGGAGAAGUACCAUGCACUGGAGAGCGUCCUUCAGGGAGGUGACAGCUGAUUGCAGAGCAACGCUGAGAGCUGCCUGACAGCAAAGGCGCCCGGUGGCCACAGAGAAGCCCAGUCCAGGUACAUCAGCCUCCAAGAAAAGGAGAAGUCUGAAGGCAGCAUCCUCCCCAGCAAGUUUUGUUCUAGGCGUCAGUCUGCCUUAUGUCCACUGUGGAACUGGCGCCUGUGAAGAAUGAUGACGAGAGGUGCUGGGACUGCUUUCUCGAGGAAGAGCUACAGGCUGAGCCUUGGGCCAGAGAAGUCCAAGCUCACAGGGAUGGGCCUGACAGGCUACGUAGAAGACAGACCACUGUGGAUCUGGAUCGGGCCGUGCCUGUAGCCAGUGGCCACCCGACUGCUCAGCCGGAUCUUGUCCGGGAGCCUCAAGGCAACCCCACAGGCGUGGCUGGACGCAAUGGAUAUCCAGCUUCCCAGCCAGGUUCCAGGGCUGACGUGCAGGGAGAUCGCACGGACGUGGGUACAGGGAGGGCUUUUCCAGCUUCUCGGCUGGGUCCUGCGCUGGAGCUCACCUGGCAUCCCAGGGGUCCUCAAAGAGCAAAGUAUAAAGCUAAAGCUGAAAUAGGGAAAUCUUCCCAGCAGUCACCAGAAGUCCUAAAGGAAAUCCUGGAGGAAUUCCAGGAGGAAGCAGCACGUGUGGCAGUGCUGUCCAGCCCUGGAGAAGCCCACCACGCCAGGAGAUAUGAUUUUUUUCCAAAGAGUGCAGGUGUGGAUGGCAAGAGAAACACAAAUGCUAUGGCUCCUCAAGAUUUCCGGUACUACUGCAUAGAAGGCGCCGUGGCGGUCUUGGGCUCCGUGCUGUUUGGGAUGAUACUGUGUUGUGUGAUCCGUCUGUGGAGGAAGAGACAACGGCGCCGAUCCGGAGCUUCGUGAGCCCGUGCAGGAGGCAGAAAUAAACGGACGCCUGUGAAGUUGAAAGCAGACGACAGACGACCCUUUAUUGCUAAAACACACACAUAUUUAUAAUCACAUAUUCUGCAAAGUCACUGUA
This is a messenger RNA of Aquila chrysaetos chrysaetos, 1680 nucleotides long. RefSeq lists its product as uncharacterized. The transcript has 11 exons. Bases 834 to 1562 code for a protein of 242 amino acids. Lineage: Eukaryota; Metazoa; Chordata; Aves; Accipitriformes; Accipitridae. The record is from RefSeq and is a predicted model, not a curated record.